AACAAGCAUGGCUACCAAUAACAAGCGUAUCGUCUACGUCGGUGGUCUUGCGGAGGAGGUUGAUGACAAAGUCCUCCAUGCAGCCUUCCUGCCAUUUGGUGACAUAGUCGAUAUCCAGAUACCUCUUGACUAUGAAACAGAAAAACACAGAGGGUUUGCUUUUGUGGAGUUUGAGCUUGCCGAGGAUUCUGCUGCAGCCAUUGACAACAUGAAUGACUCAGAGUUAUUCGGGCGGACAAUCCGGGUGAACCUGGCCAAGCCGAUGAAGAUCAAGGAGGGAUCUGGGAGACCAGUGUGGGCGGAGGACACGUGGCUGCAAGAACACUCGGGGCAGACACUGGAGAAGAAGGAGGGAGAGGAAGGGGAGGACGAGGAGGGGGGAGAGGAAGGGGGAGAGGAAGGGGAGGUGGAGCAAGGAACAAAGAGACCUGCAGAAGACACUGAAGAGACUGCAGUGUCAGCCCCCAAGAAAUCCCGCACAAAUCCCCAGGUGUACUUCGACAUCAAGAUAGGCAGCCGGAGUGUCGGCCGUAUUGCUAUAGAGUUGAGAGCAGACGUCGUACCCAAGACAGCAGAAAACUUCCGGUGCCUCUGUACCCAGGAGAAAGGUUUCGGCUUUAAGGGCAGCUCCUUCCACAGAAUCAUUCCGUCUUUUAUGUGUCAGGGAGGAGACUUCACCAACCACAACGGCAUUGGCGGCAAAUCUAUAUAUGGUCGCAAGUUUGAGGAUGAGAACUUUACGUUGAAACAUCUUGCACCGGGUACUUUAUCAAUGGCAAACUCCGGCCCCAACAGCAAUGGAUCCCAGUUCUUCAUCACGACAGAGAAAACAGAUUGGCUGGAUAACAAGCAUGUGGUGUUUGGGAAGGUCAUAGAGGGACUGGAUGUCGUCAGGAAGAUGGAGAAUCCUCAAGUUUUCUUUGACAUCAGUAUUGACCACAGCAAUGCUGGGCGUAUUGUUAUGGAACUACGGGCUGACGUAGCCCCCAAAACAGCAGAGAAUUUCAGAGCUUUGUGUACACACGACAAAGGGUUCGGCUACAAGGGCAGCUCCUUUCAUAGAAUAAUCCCCAGUUUUAUGUGCCAGGGAGGAGACUUCACCAGACACAACGGCACUGGAGGGAAGUCCAUCUAUGGGGAGAAAUUUGCUGAUGAGAACUUUGAUUUGAAGCACACUGGACCAGGGAUUCUCUCCAUGGCUAAUGCUGGCCCCAACACAAAUGGCUCUCAGUUCUUCAUUUGCACAGAAAAAACAGAAUGGUUGGAUGGGAAGCAUGUUGUGUUUGGUCAAGUCACCGAGGGCUUGGACAUCGUCAAGAAGAUGGAGGCUUGUGGUUCCCGGAAUGGCACCCCAGUUAAGAGAGUGUCUAUAGAAGACUGUGGGGAGGUGCAGGAGGAGUAGCAGGGAGGGACUCCAGCAGGGGAUGUGUUGUCUGGAGGGGUGCAGCAGCUUGGCAGUACGACCUGGUCACAACACCUGGCUGUGGAAGUAGUCCAUAAAUAAGUUAACAGCUUGCUGUGGGAAUAAACUCAGGAAUCAACAGCUUGCUGUCACAAUGCUGUGGCAGUACUUUGAGCUGAACAGAAUCACUCCUGGGCCCACUUGCACAAAGCGAUCUUAGCGCUAAAAUGAUCGUAACUCCCAUACUUCAACAUAGGCUUACCAUAGUCUUAGUGCUAAGAUCGCUUUGUGCAAGUGGGCCCUGGGGAACCCAAACCUUAUGACACUUCCAGUGUAAUCAUUAUAAUAUACAACAGAGUCCGCCUGUGGGGCAAAUGCUGAUAGAGCUGCUGCAGGCAUACUCAGUUCAAGCCUUUGUCUUAGGAUCUUGUGUUUGGGAAUGCACUGCAAAUGGACACAAAUACAGUAAUCCAUAUCAAGUCAUUCAUUUUGCGAAUUACUGCUUGAUAGGCUGGUUAAGUGAAACCAAAUAAAUUUAGAAUCUA
Haliotis rufescens (red abalone) is the source of this 1947-nucleotide messenger RNA. RefSeq names its product peptidyl-prolyl cis-trans isomerase E-like. Gene Ontology annotation, molecular function: peptidyl-prolyl cis-trans isomerase activity; RNA binding. Lineage: Eukaryota; Metazoa; Mollusca; Gastropoda; Lepetellida; Haliotidae. Gene Ontology annotation, cellular component: intracellular membrane-bounded organelle. The record is from RefSeq and is a predicted model, not a curated record. Bases 8 to 1402 code for a protein of 464 amino acids. Gene Ontology annotation, biological process: protein folding; protein peptidyl-prolyl isomerization. The transcript is spliced from 17 exons.